AUGAGAAAGGCAGAUCUCCGAGCCAAUCUAUUGAGUGAUGAUGCAGUGUUUGCAUCGGCGGCACCGACAGGCGGACGGGCCAACAAGCAUAUAGGAAUGCCGAUCAAAGCCUACGGGGGGUAUUCAGGGGGGAGACCUGUGCCCAAUGCAGCAAAUCCUGCUCGAGGAGCAAUUAAUGUUAAUGGAGGGGGAAUUGCAGGAGGUAUGACGGGAGCAAUGGCGGGAGGGAUACCGGGGGCAAGUACAGGGCAGGUCCCGGCAGCGGUGCCGGGCAGGCGGCGGCCACCAGUGCCUACUCAGCCUGCCUACCAGGCGUAUCCAAACUAUGCCACUUCCCCAGGUGCCCCUGCAAUUCCCCCACAGCCCAUACAGCCACCGGGGCAGCAACCACCGGGACAACAGCCUUACUACGGGGCACAGCAGCCCCGGUACGCACCGCAGGCGGCAUACGGGCAAUACCAGGGCUACCAGGGGAAACCAGUGAGUUAUCAAACAAAGCCAAUGGACUACCACGCACAGCAGGCACCUCCCCUGCCGCCAUAUCCCCAGCAGCAAACCCAGCCAGCCCAGAUGCCGUCCGGCCACAUUUCUGUGCCCCCUGUAAAUCCAUAUCUUACGGGGAGACCGGGCGGGUAUUUGGAGCAGGGUGAAAUGCCAGAAAGUGGUCACCAGGUGGGAAACCCACCCGGGAACGCCUACGGGUACCCGGAUGCCCACGGGGAGUACAAUGGGGAGUGGAAAGGCGGCGCGGAUGAACGUUAUGGUGGAAAAAGCGGCCCGGAUGAACGUUAUGGUGGAAAAAGCGGCCCGGAUGAAUACUAUAGCGCGAAAAAGCCCCAGCAGAGACCCACGUACGACGAAAGAAAGACAUCAUCGUCUUCACGUAGGAGAUAUGUGUCACCAGAGGGGAGAUCACUUGGAGAGCACAGGCGUUAUGAAAAGGAGAAGAACUAUGAAAAAGAUGAUGAAGACUACGAGAAGAACUAUCGAGACCACAGAAACCCCAGGCACGAUGUUCCAUUAUCUCCAAGUAUCUCGGAUGAUAAUAGCGUGUCAUCUUCCUCGUCAAUCGACACUAAUCCGUUCGACAGUCCCCGGCACCGCAUAUCAGACGGUCCGACAGACAUGCCGGGCAAAAACACGCUUCGUGUUGCAUCACACCGCCGGAAAUUAUCAUCUCGACACUCGUCAGAGUCACUUUCACCAGAUGACAGUCCAGAUAAAGCUAGCGUGUUGAGUGAUUCGACUUUGGAGCAGGAUCGGAUCAACCAGUUGGAGGAUAAAGUGCAACGUUUGGAAAGAGCGUUGAGAGCACAGAAGAGUGGAAGUGAGUCGGAUGUGUCUGUUGGAUCUGCAACCAGGAGAAAUGCCGGCAGUUCGAACUCUUUGAUACCGUCUGAGGAGUACGAGAAGGGGGAAUAUGAUAAAGGAGAAUACGAUAAAGCGGUAGAUAACGACUUUGAGUAUGGGGAGAUCGAGGCACCGGGCAGUCUUACGUACUCGAAAUCAAUCUACAGAACCGGCUUUGAGAAGGCAGGGUACAACUUUGGCAAUAGCAGUGGAAUGAGAUCAAGAUCGGGAAGAUCUCGAAAAGGCCCCCAGCCACGGAUGCCCGAGAUUAAUGAGCAUUUAUCGAAACCAGCGCGGAAUAUCACUGAGCAAACAAUGUCUUCAAGUGUGUACAGCGACCGGAAACCAAGUGCUACUAAGGAGUAUACCGGGGAUGAAGAUGAUGAGGACGAUGCAGAGAGGUAUUUCAACGCUUACGAGCACAAGUACGAGCACAGGCAGCAGAAAGCGAAGCACAAGGACGGGGAGAGUGGCAGAUCCUGGCAUCAGAAAAGCGAGAGACACAACCGGGCGAAGUAUGAGGAAGAGGAAGAAGAGGGCAAGUAUGAAGAAGAAGGAGAUGACAAGUAUGAAGAGGAGGGAGACGACAAGUAUGAAGAUGAGGGAGACGACAUGUAUGAUGAAAAGUAUGAUGAUGAGUACAAGGAUGAGAAGGAGUAUGAUAAGUAUGAUGAUAGGUAUGACGACAAGUAUAAUGAUAGACAUGAUAGACGUGAGGACAGCAGCCGGCGGAAACCUUCGGCUUCUAGGAGACCAAGAGAAGCCGUUAGAACACACACAAAAAACUCCUUGUACGGGGAAGAGAGAAAACCUCGAAAAAACACAGAGGAGUACAGACCGGAGUGGUACAGUCGUUCCAAGACCUCAAAUUCUACGUCAUCGUCAGCAACACCAAAAACACAUAAACCCAAGCCCAAACCUAACCCCAACUUAUCCGCCCCAAGGUCAAGAACACGUGACCGCAGACCAUCACCCGUUCCCAAACCGGUACCAGUGUACAAAACGAGCCGUUCGGAUCCCCGGGUGGACCAGAAGCGGGCACAACCGUACACCACACAGACCAGUUCCGGUGCAGAGUCCAGAGAGACGAGAUUUUCACCGAUGAUCAAAUCAGUGCCUGUGAUUAAGUACAGCACAGCAACAUCGGCAAAAGCGUUCUCGGGCGGUGUAGUGAAGCCUAUUCUUCCAUCACAGUCUCGUGAGCCGCUUGAGAGUGUGGUUGCAAGAUUUAGAAACACCAGGCAGAAAGCGCUGCACGAUUACAAGAUGUUCACGCCGAAAAUCCAGUUUUUCUGGGCUGUGACGCUCCUAGAGACCGUUGCAAGGCCUGACGUGUUGUCAAAGAUGGCAAUAGACGGAAAUCUAAGGCGGAGACCCAUCCCAGCGAAGUCUCUUCGCACACAGAGAAAGCAGUUUGUUUCCACGGCCGUAAAAGUGCUCGAGAAGCUCGUGCAGACUUCACCGAUGGAAACUCGUGCAAGGUUGUACUUGGCGGACCUAUACUCGGGUGGAAUUCACCCGGGAGUGCUGGACAAGAACGAGAAAGCUGGAUUUUCGAUGUUUUACGAUGCUGCAACCAAGCAGAAGGACCCAGUUGCAGCUUACCGUGUGGCAUGCUGCUUAGAGGCGGGAGUUGGCUGCAGGCAGGAUUCUCAGCAGAGUUCGCACUUUUUCAAAGAGGCAGCAAUGAUGGGAGACCCGUCUGCGAUGUGCCAACUUGGAAUGAUGUACUUUGCCGGGGCUAACGGGUUCCCUGUUGACAUUGGCAAGUCCAUUCUCUGGCAUAAGAAUGCAGUCGACAGGCUUUACGACCGAGAAGUCAUGGCUUACGAUACUUUAAUCUCUGCCAGGUCCUUUAGCGAUGCCCGUGGAGCUUUGUACACGUUGGCGAAGAUAUACCAGACGGAUCUCGAUCUUCUUUCGAUCAACAACGAGUCUCAGCGGUCGAGAAACGUCAUUGGUUCGCUCGAAAGACUGGAUGCCUUUCGCAACAAGCAAAAAUCUCUCGCCUACUACCUAGAAGCAGCCAAGAUAGGCCAUCCGGAGUCGCAGGCAGUGCUCGGUUACUAUUACUCGAAAGGCUUUCUUCCAACAUCCAACUUCAAGCCCGAUAAACGGUCGUCAAACGGCGUUAAGGACCGAAUCGAGCCCAAGAGAUCUAUAUACUGGUAUUCCAAGGCUGCCCAGCACAACCAUGCUUAUGCAGCCCUAGGAUUGGCCAAAUGGUACGGAUCGGGGGCUCCAGACAAGUCUUUGGAGAAAGAUGAGCAGCAAGCAUUUCUGUGGGGAAGAAAAGCUGCUGAUGAGGGAAAACUUCCCGAGGCUGAAUUCAUGAUUGGCCUGUGCUUCGAGCAGGGCUUUGGCACAUCCGUAAACCGCCAGAUGUCCAUGAAUUACUACAAACGGAGUGCUUCCAAGGGCUAUGGCCGAGCCAUUUCCAAGGUAGGCUUGAAGAGAUAG
Molecule: messenger RNA, 3810 nt
Organism: Brettanomyces bruxellensis
Lineage: Eukaryota; Fungi; Ascomycota; Pichiomycetes; Pichiales; Pichiaceae
Exons: 1
Coding region: 1-3810 (1269 amino acids)
Molecular function (GO): protein binding
Source: RefSeq, a predicted model, not a curated record